GUUGUUAUUGGACACACCGGUUUUUUGUCUCUUAGUUUGUUCCGCACGGAUUCCAUAUGAGUGUUUGGUUGUUGUUAUUUAUUUAUUUUUAAUUAUUUACCUGCCUAUUUUUUUCCAUUCUCACACCAAAAUACCAGUUCUGAAUCAGAUUAUCGAAAGGAUCAGCCUUAGUUUGAAGACUUCCAUGUCAAGUUACAGCAGCAACGAAGGAGGAUUUUUCAACUCUGCCUACCAUGACACAGAGACUCUGGAAUUGGAUAGAAGGUCUUCCAGAAACCCACAGCAUACCAACCCCUAUGGCCGAAAAGACCAGGCUCUGUAUAAUGACAGGACAGAAACAUAUGACUCCACGGUUGUUCAGAGUGUCAGUGAUGAUGGAAGAGUACCUUGGGCGGGCUGGCAGGAGGAAGGAUGGAGGGGGAGAGAGAGUAUCCCCAUGGAACUACAGUCAAGACGUCCAGAGAGACCUGUGUUGCAGCAGGACUUAAACAGCAGUUCAAUUCAAAUUCCCCAAGACUUUCAGCAUGAUCGGUUGCCACCUAUCCAAUUCCCUUAUACGUCAUCAGGCACCAUGUCAAUGAGAUUUAGAGGAGUUGGAAUGAGGUUAAACAUGUUUCCUAGUGCUGAUCCUGGUCAUAUAGCGUUUGCAGAAGAAGCCAUCAUUAAUGAGAUGGAAAAAGAAGAACGGAGCCUGGUCAAAGAACUUGUCGCCUUGUCAACACGAGACAGAGUAAAUGCCAUACGGGACCUUCCGAUGAACUUUAAAGAGAAAAAACACAUCAGGAGUCAAGUUCUUGCAAUAAAGUCUUCCAAGCAAUCUCGGCGGUUCACAUGCUUUGCAGAUUGCUCGGAGACAGCGUCAGUGUCCAUUCGCAGGGCCGGCGACAAUAUCCGGUCAGCUAAACAGGCCUUGGGACUGUGGCAAGGCGUUAUGAAAGAGAUAGGCGGAAAGUUUGGCACCAGCGUACUUUCCUAUUUUCUGUUUCUUAAGUGGUUGCUCAUGGUCAACAUAUUGUCCUUCUUGGUCAACUUUGGAUUCAUCACCAUCCCGCUGCUACUGUCCGAUCACUCCCCCAAUUUACCCUCAAGCUUCAGAGGACUGGAGAUACUAACAGGGGCUGGUUACUUCACCUACACUGUCAUGUACUACGGUGGCUACAGCAACAAAACCCUUGUGGAUUCUGUGGAGUACAACAUGCAGCUGGCCUACUUCUUCACUAUCGCCAUUUAUAUGGUGUUGUGUGGCAUUGCACUCAUCUUUAGCAUGGCAAACUCAUUCCAGGCAAACUACGUGCUUGCGGCUCAGGUGUCAAACAGUGCAUGGCAGCUUUUGUGCAGCUGGGAUUUUAGCAUAGUCAAUGAGAAAGCAGUGAGACGGCGCAAGAACAACCUCAGUGUACAGCUCAAGGAGUCAAUGUCAGAGAAGGCCCAAAGGGAGCAGUUAACCCUCAAUGAAAAGAUCAAGCAAAUAGGGAUUCAUCUCGGCUCGUGGCUCCUCUCCACCGGCUUGGCUGUGGGCUGCGGAGCCAGCGUCUAUUACCUAUGCCAAUACGAACAGCAGAGGACAGUGGAUGUGGCAGACUCAUCGCUGCAACAGGAGGCAGAGACUCUUUUGGUCCCCUUUGUGGUGUCCUUGAUGAACCUGGUGGUCCCACUCUUCUAUUCCCUCUUCAAUAAGUUUGAGCAUUACUCCAGUAAACGCAAGCAGAUCUACGCCCUGGUGCUCAGGAAUGUUAUACUCAAGAUGUUUAUUCUGGGUGUCUUAUGUUACUACUGGAUGAAUGUGGUGACUCAGACGUUUUUGUGUUGGGAAUCCAUGGUUGGACAGGCCUUAUACCGCCUGGUCAUCUUUGACUUUUUCUUUCUGAUGUUAGGAUCUUUCUUUGGAGAGUUCCUUGCCAAUUGGAUUGGAACUAAAUUUUUACCACGGCUUGGUGUUCCCGAGUUUGACGUAGCCAGGAAUGUCCUUGAGCUCAUCUAUGCACAGACUCUGCUCUGGAUUGGAAUUUAUUUCUCUCCGCUGCUGCCUGCCAUCCAAAUUGUCAAGUUUUUGACCUUGUUUUACGUAAAGAAGGUCAGCCUGACCCACAACUGUCAGCCUCCACGUCGAACAGGCAGGGCAGCUCAGAUGCAAACCAUCUUCGUUGCCCUCCUAUUCUUCCCUUUCUUUGUCGGAGCCCUGUCCAUGGUUGCAUACACUGCAUGGAGACUGACUCCCUCUAAGCAGUGCGGCCCUUUUCGGGGUCUGAACAACACCUUCAGUGUGGUUGGGAUCUGGAUCGAUGGUCUCGAGCACAUUCCUGGUUCUCAGGUGGCCAUUUGGAUCUAUGAAAAUGUCAUCAGGAGUGAAAUUGUUUACUUCCUCGGCACACUCAUAAUCUUAAUCAUCAUAUAUAUCUUCUGGCAAGUCACUCAGGGCCGCAAGCAGCUUAUUGGUCGACUGAGACAGCAAAUUGUCAACGAGGGCAAAGACAAGUCAUUCUUGCUGGAAAAACUGCAGAACCUCCAGAAAUGUCAUCCUAGUAAGAAACCCAAACAGAAGAAUCAAAAGAAGAACCCCAAGCAUCGAUCGGAUCGCAGUUUUCCGGGCGGUCAAUUCAACUCCAAUGGAAUGGUUCAGGCUUUGAUUCUUCACCAACGUCUUGAGGAAGACGAGGCAGGACGCAGACCCACUGGAGGCGCUGACGCUUUGGUGCAGACCGCAAUGUUCCAUCAGAGAGCCCAGGAUCAAAACGGAGCAUUUCACCCAACGCACCAGCCGUCCUUCACUCCAGACCUGAGUCAAGACGAGGAAAACGAGACAGAUUUCCGCUACAGGGCAGCGGAGUUUCCUGAGAGCCCUCUCAACGGGUCCAUCGCUCUGAUGCAGGCGAGACAAAGAGAAAACGACGCAGCACAAGGACACGACUCACCGUCUUCGUUCUCCAAUGCUAUGAUGCAAGUCAUGCAGGCAAGACAGAACGCCGAGAGAGAAGAGAGUCUCCAUUGGGGAACCCCAGAAAAUGCACCUCCUGCCAGGUCUAGCGCUCUCAUACAAGCAAUGUUGGCCCGGCAACAGGCCCAGAAUGAGUUUGAUGACGGCUACUGAACUGAAAGUUUGAAGGUAAUCAACAGCAAGAAUGAGAAAUGUUAUUAAUCAACACCAGAAUUUCUACUGGCAUCCAGAUUAGUUAACUAAAUUUGCAUAAACUGCAAACAUUUAUUUGUGAGAGUGCAGGUUCACCUCAGUAUUCCCUAUGUUUCAUUAAAAUAAUAUAUGACAAAUAUAGACGUAUAUGUAAAUAUAUAAAUAAAUACAGUAUUGUAUCAUUAACCCUAUAGCAUUAAUUGGUAUUGCAUCUCUACUAAUGGCUUAGUUUUUUUAAUGCACAUUCUAAAAACAAGAUUAAAGGACCCAUAGCGUCCUGAUGAGCAACAUUUCACCUCUUUAUGUAUUUUUUGCUCCUGGACAUUUUCCAUCAAUUCAUUUUUUUGUAACCAACAUAUAAAUACCCUUCCAAUCGCCAAACUUGAUAUGCCACACUCUUGGUGUGACGUCAUCAACUGAACUGCAGACAGAAUGGAUGAAGGCAUGUAAAACUGUUAUUUUGAUCACUUAGUUGCAUGUUUGUGUGGUCCUGGUCCAUGAUGACUUCAAACUGAUAUGGUUAACAUUAUGAGCAGAGAAGAAAUACAACAUAUUAUUUCUGAACUUUCCAUAUACACCACAGCCUGUGAGUCUCCAUAGUCUUUUUGAUUUUUUCUCAAGCAUCUUGAGGAAAACAUCAGUAGAAGAGGACACAUAAUACAAUACUAGCGGUUUACCUCUUCAGUUUUCCCCAGGUUCUGACUCAGUCUCUCUCCUAAUUUUCUGGAUCACAUUGAGCUUGAGUCUUUUAAUGUUUUCCACCCAAACUCAGACCAAAACCCUUCUUUGAAGUCAGAAUCAUUGAAAAGAUGGCUGCAAAUUACACUCCUCUGGGUUGGUUCGUCCCAUUUUGCACCGUACUUUCCUCAUAUUCCAUCCAUCCAUCCAUUUUCUACCGCUUGUCACAUCAUUUGAAAAUGUAUGCAGGCUUACCCCUUUUUCAGUUUUGUUUUCAACUUGCAACAAUGCAUCUGGCAGACAUAUUUGAUAUUUCAUUCAAAUUCUGCUUGAAAAUGAACAACAUACUCUGCAAUAUGAAAAUGCCUGCAGUCUUCUGUAGGUGACAUGAGCAGGCUGAUUCAGCCCCCCACAACCCCCCCAUUUUGGAACUGAAAGUGGCCGUUCCAAAAUGUGUUGAAAAUAAAAAGUAAGCCUAAAAUUCCUACUGUUUCUAUUUUGGGUGUGCAUUUUACCUGUCGACUUCAUUUUUAGGUCCAGAACUAUUAAAUAAGUGCCAUUGUUGUCAGAAUUGGUGGGGUCUGUAUUAGUUAAUAAAUAUAUGUAUUAUAUUACACCAAUUUGCUUUGUCACCAAUAACGUUACAAUCGGGGUGUUUUGUUUUGA
This is a messenger RNA of Entelurus aequoreus (snake pipefish), 4471 nucleotides long. It is a transcript of the gene tmc5, whose product is annotated as transmembrane channel like 5. Lineage: Eukaryota; Metazoa; Chordata; Actinopteri; Syngnathiformes; Syngnathidae. The transcript is spliced from 21 exons. Gene Ontology annotation, cellular component: plasma membrane. The record is from RefSeq and is a predicted model, not a curated record. Bases 185 to 3088 code for a protein of 967 amino acids. Gene Ontology annotation, molecular function: mechanosensitive monoatomic ion channel activity.